AUGGCUGGCUUGAAGCUGUCCCUUUUUGUCCUGUUCCUACUCGCUUUUGGCCCGAGUCAGGCCGGUCUACCCUGUGCUAGGCUCUGUGUGGUAAGCCGCACUGGUUCUUGCCCUAGGCUCGGGGGGAUCAUGAUUGUCGCGAGUGGAGGCACGAAGCCUUGUGCCACGUGCAACACGACCGGGAUGGCCGAUGAGAAUCCACUCGGGUGUCUCCCAGGUGAUCUGAAGAAGCUGCAAGUGGCGGGGCACUCCGACAGAAGCGGCGAGCUGAAACCACUCCCCCGCCUUGCUCAGCUCCGCAAUCUGAUCCUCGGGCCCGGAAACAUCCGUACCGUUGGAAGAGAAGCAUUCGCACAUGUGCCCGGAAUUUUGACGCUAUCCAUGGACAAGAACGCCAUCAAAACCGUUGGAAGCUGGUUUGGCGAAAUCACCAAGCUACAGAAGCUCGCGCUGUCUUGGAAUGAAAUCGAAGGAAUCAAGGAGAAUGCUUUCCAGCCACUGAGGCAGCUGGGCUAUCUGGAUCUGAGGCAUAACCGGCUUCGUGUUGUCGAAGAAAGGCACUUCUCAGGUCUGACAAGACUCUGGGCUCUGCACCUCAGCUACAACAACAUCUCACACAUCGCUGGGAAGUCGUUCGACCGUCUGUCCAGGCUACUCACGCUCUCCCUGGAUCACAACAAGAUAUCGUUCCUCGGCACCGAAUGGCUACAGGGAUUAUCUCGAAGGCAUGUCUACAUCCAUGAAAAUCCCUUCCGUUGCACCUGUGCGCUGUCGCGGGCUUCACCGUCUUCUCUUUGUUUCGCAAAUCGGGACGGAAUGCGAUGCAGCUACCCCCCGGGCCUCUCUGGGAGAAAGGUUGAUGACGUUGCGAGGGGAGAGAUGCCGUGCCGGCCACCCGCAGCCAAGGUGUCACGCCGAGACCACGGAACCACUCUCGUGUGUGAGGUCUUCUGGGAGAAGCGACCAGAGAUCGAGUGGAUGGAUCCAAGAGGGAGGGCCGUUGGAGACCGACAGGCACAAGACCGAUGCGGCGGCACGGUGACCACACGCCUGGAGCACGAGUACCCCACCACCCAGUCUCCUGAAGGGGGACAAGUGCUCCCAAGAGACGCCCCCACCCUAACCUACAUCGGCAUGUCCACCUCCACCCUCCAGAUGAACCGGCAAGCCUACCGGUGCUGGACGGGGGGCAGCUUCCGGUGCGUCGUGAAGUCCGCAACAACAGGAAGCGUCUUUGAAGAUCUGCCGCUGACCAAAUCAAGUGAACAAGACCCGGGGCACGACCACACCGUGACGACAGCGGCCGCCUACACCUUAACAACUGCCCAGCGGAACGCAAGGGUGACGGAAAGGGUCGCCAAAACUCCGGACAAGAACCCCCGGCAGGACGGCAUCACUCCGGCAGCUGAAGCAGGAAGCAUGGGCCAAGCCAAGACCAACAAACCCCGGCAGGAUGGCAUCACUCCGGCAGCUGAUAAGGCAGAACGGCGCACCGUGAUGACAACAGUCUUCACCCUCAAACCUACCCGGCAGAACGGAAGGGUUAAAGAAAACAAGAGUAAAGCCACGACCAAGAACGGCCAGCAAGAUGGCGCGAACCCACCAGCUGAGAACCCACUGCAUACCAUGCCGAUGGUGUUUCUCUACAUAAUAACCGGACUCGUGGCUGGCCGCAAGUGCUACAAGAAGCGACAAGAGAGGCGCCAAUACUUACACGGCAACGCAGUCGCUAUCGUAGGCAUACCGCUGCAAAACCUCCAGCCACUGGCCGCAGCCCCCACGACUGGGAACCCUGUACCUCCUCAACAGGCGAACGAUGACAUCCCGGACGACGCAUCCAUUACUCCGUAUGCGGAAACGUCGCGUCUGGAAAACCCCAUGUACGACGCAGACGUGAUGGGACCAAGAGGUGCGACCUCGGCGUCCCCAGACCCUCGGACAGGACCUAGCCGGCUCGCCAACUCCAGGGCCACGUCACAGCCAGGGGGCUCGGGCACAGCUCAGGCGGGAAAUGCCCCAGUUCCACCUCCGCGAUCCGACAAGCCAGGCAUCGCCGCCAGCGACUCUCACUACUACCCACCAGGCACGGCCACGACUCGAGCAAAAGACGUCCCGACCGGACCUGCCGAGACCAACAGGCGCGUCAACCCUAACGUGUCGGCACAGGCAAAACGUUCAGGCAUGUCUGCUACGCGAAGAAACCGCAGUGCAUCCUGUGGCAGCAGAAGAGCCUCCUACGACAACCGCAGGGCUUCCUACCACAACCGCAGGGCCUCCUACGACUCGCAGGUCGAAGGCGCCAACUUGUACCUUGACCUGAACGGCCCACCACGCCACUCUGGCUCAGACAUGCCUCAAGCAGAAGACGUCAACUCAAGCGUCUCAGUACAUCCCAAACGUUUGGGGACGGCUACCCUGCCAAGAACAAGUGGAAGAGCCUCCUACGACCCGCGAAGCUUGGGGAUGGACGAAGAGGUGAACGUCGAAGGUCCCAACAUUUACCUUGAUCUGAACGGCCUAAAACGGCACUCUGGCUUAGAGAUGCCUCAAGCAGAAGACAUCCCGGAUCCACUUCCACGGACCAACAGAUACGUCAACUCUAACGUGUCAGCACAUCCACAAGGGUUCGACAUGCUUCAGGCAGAGAGAAUUCUGGAUCCACUUCCACGGAUUCACACGUACGUCAACUCUAACUUGUCAGAACAUCCACAAGGCUCGGACAUGCCUCAGACAGAGAGAAUUCCGGAUCCACUUCCACGGAUUCACACGUACGUCAACUCUAACGUGUCAGCACGCCCACAAGGCUCGGACAUGCCUCAGACAGAGAGAAUUCCGGAUCCACUUCCACGGAUUCAUACGUACGUCAACUCUAACGUGUCACCACACCCACAAGGCCCGGACAUGCCUCAGACAGAGAAAAAUCCGGAUCCACUUCCACGGAUUCACACAUACGUCAACUCUAACGUGUCAGCAGAACCACGACGCACCUGA
Branchiostoma belcheri (Belcher's lancelet) is the source of this 2991-nucleotide messenger RNA. RefSeq lists its product as uncharacterized. Bases 1 to 2991 code for a protein of 996 amino acids. The record is from RefSeq and is a predicted model, not a curated record. NCBI's taxonomy places the organism in Eukaryota, Metazoa, Chordata, Leptocardii, Amphioxiformes, Branchiostomatidae. Gene Ontology annotation, molecular function: protein binding. The transcript is spliced from 4 exons.